Zingiber officinale is the source of this 1135-nucleotide messenger RNA. RefSeq lists its product as uncharacterized. The record is from RefSeq and is a predicted model, not a curated record. Lineage: Eukaryota; Viridiplantae; Streptophyta; Magnoliopsida; Zingiberales; Zingiberaceae. The coding region runs from base 247 to 789 and encodes 180 amino acids. The transcript is spliced from 2 exons.
CAUUAUUUUGAUAAUAAAUUAAGAUAAAUAUGGGGAUGAUAUUAGAGGGCGUAACAAUGCAAGUUCCUACUGGUACUCUCUUUCCCUUUCUCAGGUCCCGCGUGAUUCUGUCGGUCGCCUCUUAAUCGACCACUCCACUUGUCCAUGGCUUCCUAAGCAGAUCAUCGCCUUAUUUUAAACUUUUCUUUUCCGUUUUUCGCUUCCCGAUUUGUCCGUAGAUCGGAGUAGGGGUGUUACAAGUCCGCCAUGAGUAGGGGCGGCGACGGAGGGGACUAUGGAGGAACUACUACCAGCAUCCACGUGACGGCCCUCGAUGGCCUGGUGAACGUGAACUCUCUCUUCACCGUCGCCGUCUUCGUGGGGCUCUCCAUCGCCUCCCCUGGCCAGCACAGCCUGGAGGGGCGGUCGGAGUGCGAUCCCGGCCUCGACGUCGCCCGCAACCUCCUCAUCUUCGAGGUCGUAUCCUUCAGCUUCUUCCUCUUCUCUAGCCUCGUCGCGCAGGGGCUCAAGCUCGCCAUCAACCUCCUCAACAGCAACGACAUCGACGAGGCCUUCCGCGCCCACAUCAGCGCCCGCGUCCUCCGCUUCGGCAUGCUCGCCUCCGCCGUCGGAUCCGUCUUGGGCUGCAUCUUCCUCGUCCUCUCCAUGGUCCAGGUCAUCCAGAUUCGCCUCGGCUUGCUUUCCUGCGGGAGCCAGUCCGCCGUCCGCUCCGUCGCCGUCCUCGUCACCCUCGUCUCCACCGCCCUCGCCGUCUACAUCGCCACCAUCUUCUAUGCCUUCACCCACUGAAACCCCCAAAAUCACCCUCUCCAAUGGGAAAUCCGUAAGACAUGAACUUUAGGGCUUGAACUAGGACGAACUGUAGGGUUCCCUUUCCCAAUUACAUUAGAGCAUGUAUCAAUCUCGAAGCUGUGAUGCUUGAAUCAUUCAACAGCAUGGUGUUAAGGACCUAAGGUCGACCAAAUUCUGAAAGCACUAGUACGAGGCAAGUAACCUGACUAGUCAAUUCCUUAUGAUAGAAGAGGAACAAAAUAAAAGGAUUAGGAUUGGCCUAAUAAUGACGAAUAUUUUAGAGGCAAGUGUUUGAGUGUGUACACAUUGUAUUCUAGAUUUAUGGAAAGAUUAUUUAUUUCUC